This is a messenger RNA of Lacerta agilis (Sand lizard), 811 nucleotides long. RefSeq names its product polyadenylate-binding protein 2. Lineage: Eukaryota; Metazoa; Chordata; Lepidosauria; Squamata; Lacertidae. The coding region runs from base 231 to 770 and encodes 179 amino acids. The record is from RefSeq and is a predicted model, not a curated record. The transcript is spliced from 7 exons. Gene Ontology annotation, molecular function: RNA binding.
GCGGCGGCGGCGGCGGCGGGAUCCGAGGCUCCGGCCCCCGGGGCGCCCUUUCCUCCUCCUCCUCCUCCUCCCACCCGCCCUCCAGGGCCGGCCAGGCGGGAGUGGGGGGGCCCCAUCACCACCCUCACUCCGAAGAGCUGGAGGAGGAGGCCGGCCUGGGAGAGAGCGACCCCGGAGACUCCGCCAUCGAAGACCCGGAGUUGGAAGCAAUUAAAGCUCGAGUGCGAGAGAUGGAGGAGGAAGCAGAGAAGCUAAAAGAGCUGCAGAACGAAGUUGAGAAACAAAUGAAUAUGAGCCCCCCGCCUGGCAACGCUGGCCCAGUCAUCAUGUCUUUAGAAGAAAAGAUGGAAGCAGAUGCCAGGUCCAUAUAUGUAGGCAACGUGGAUUACGGGGCGACAGCAGAGGAGCUGGAGGCUCACUUCCACGGCUGCGGCUCCGUCAACCGGGUGACCAUCCUCUGUGAUAAGUACACCGGCCAUCCCAAGGGGUUUGCCUACAUUGAAUUCUCGGACAAGGAGUCGGUGAGGACGUCCUUAGCGUUAGAUGAGUCGCUGUUCAGGGGAAGGCAGAUUAAGGUGAUUCCCAAACGGACCAACCGCCCUGGGAUCAGCACCACAGACCGGGGUUUCCCCCGGACCCGGUACAGAGGGAGAGGAUCCGGCUACAGCAGUUCUCGGGCCCGUUUCUACAGCGGCUUUAGCAGCAGGCCACCCCGAGGGCGCGCAUACAGGGGCCGGGCCAGAGCGACCUCAUGGUAUUCCCCUUACUAAAAACAAAAAAAGUGGUUGUUUUAGGAAGGAGGAAAAAAAAA